CACUGGAGUGGCUAUUGGUCUGUAUUUUGAGUGCGCUAUUUCUCAUUGAAUUGAAUAAGUUUUCGGCAAGCUAAACGUUACCACAUUCAAUAUAUCAGUAGAAUAAAUGCGGCUGGAACCCUGGAGCUGUUAUCUCUUCGAUCGGUGAAGUAUAUGUACAGGAAAAAUAGAAUUAUAAAUCGACUUAGAUGCGGAGAAGCCUACUUUCAGUCAUCCAUUGCUUGCUUCGUGGGCCAUACUACAAUCCUCUUACAGCGGCACUCGUUAGCCUUCACUAUACUGUCAAUACAACUAUCAGUGUCGUGGGGUUGUUGUGAGUAUCUUUGUUUGAAAACAGUAUGUCUGAUCAGGAAGACUCGAUUAUCUGUACGCUCUGUAGCAAAGUUGAAACUGAUGCUACAAAGGUGCUCGAAUGCGUACAAUGUCACCAAUGUCAUCACUUUAAAUGCAAGAAAAUAAUAGGAAAUGCUAUACGGAAAAUGAAGAGUCAGCAAUAUUUCUGUUCAGUUCCUUGUAAAGAAAUACAUAUGCGAUCAAUGGGUACAUCUGCAGCCGAAAAUCUCGUUAUCGAGGAGAUGCGUAAAGUGAUAAGUGAAGUGCAGGAGCUGAGGAAGGAAAACGUACAAACUCGGAAAGCAUUAGAGAAGACGAUUGAGGAAGUAGAGCUGAGCCAGCAGUUUCUAUCGAAUAAGUUCGAGACCAUGAUGGAUGAGCUACGUUCUGUGAAGGUUUGCCAAGAGAAUUUGAAAGUGGACGUAGGUGUGGUUCGUGAACGUUACGAUGCACUGACUACCAAGGUUGAUGAGCUGGAAAAAGAAUGUGAUCGCUUAGGUCGUUCUGCUGUUUCCCGCAACGCUAUCAUUCUAGGAGUGCCUGUAUUGAAGAAUGAGAUUGUUCGAGCUGUUGCUAUGAGGAUCGGUUCUGUAUUAGGUUGCGAACUGUCUGAUGCUGCUGUUGUUGAUGCUGUGAGGCUGCAUGAUCCCAAGGAGGAGAGGAAGAACCCACCAAUCAAAGUCAUCUUCAGUGAACAACACUUCAAAGAAACGGUUUUCAGUAAGAAGAAAGGUCAUGGCCAAUUGUUGGUGUCAGCACUUGGUGAUGGUUACGCUGGAAUGCCUGGAAAAAUUAUGAUUCGAGAUGAAAUGACACCACACGGGCUUUCGCUGUUACGCGAAACGAAGGAUGUUCAGGAAUCGUUGGAGUUGCAGUACGUUUGGCCAGGAAGGCAUGGUGCCAUUUUGGUGAAAAAAUCACAUAACUCAAAAGUUGAAAUCAUCCGCUGCCGUAAGGACAUCCAAGAUUUGUGCCGAAAUUUGAAGAAAAGGGCAUAUAACUCGUCUGGCCUUAAUUCGUCUUCGCUUUCUUCAUCGUCAGUCCAUGAACCUUCUCCCAAACGGCGUUAACAACUAGAAGUCUACCAGAAGUUAGUGAUAACACAGUAUUAGUAAUUGUAUCUAUCAUGGAUUCAACAGUGAAUAAUCAUAAUUAUAUGUGUAUUGAAGAUUGUAUUGCGAAUAAAGCAAAUUUAAACCAUAACACUACGUUGAGAGUUUUUCAAUGGAAUACGAGAGGGAUGAACAGCUUAAUGAAGUUUGAUUCAGUAAAAGAAUUUCUGCACAGAUAUGGGGACCGUAUGGACAUCAUUGUGUUAGGGGAAACUUGGCUGCAACAAAGUAGAACUGGUCUUUUUCAACUUGACGGCUAUAGAAGCAUUUUUUCGUGUCGUGAAGCAUCCAAUGGAGGCCUCGCUGUGUAUAUACGCUCUGAUAUCGAAUUAGGAGUUGUUGAAGCGGAAUUACUGGAUGGUCUUCAUUAUAUUUUGGUGGACUUAAACUAUCGAGGAAAGCGUAUAGCUCUGCAUGCUGUUUACCGUCCCCCUGGGUUUCGUUUCUCGGAUUUUGUCAGCGUACUGGAUCGGAAAUUAGGUACAACACAGCAAGGAUGUGAUAUUCUCCUCGUAGGCGAUACCAACGUUCCCGUUAACCUUGAAGCCAAUAAUGCAGUAAGGGAGUACCAAAGGUUGCUGAGUUCAUAUGACAUAUCUGUAACUAAUACGACCGCAACGCGACCUGUAUCGAAUAAUAUUUUAGAUCAUGUAUUGCGACAUUUGCACCCAUUUAGACUCGGCCGAAAUUCAUUAUCAUCACAGUCGAAUUUCGCACACGACUUCGCAGCGGCUGGCAUGCACAAGUUCGGUUGAGUUCGUGACAGUGGCGUCGGAUGCACGACAGGUAAACAAAAUAAGUUUGAUUAGUGUAAAAUUUCGCAGGGAAAUGAUGAUUCGGUGGAUUCUCAAAUUAUCACAGUAGUCUAAACAUUGAUGAGAAACCCAAUAAUUUGUUCUUCGGCAUUGAAACGAGAUAUGAUCAAUGAAACUAUAGAAACUACUCUUAGUGACCACUCCAUUGUGUUGACCUCAAUAAAUCUGUCUAUAAUAAAAGAAACAGUAACGUUAACUAAAAAAAUUGUUGAUCAUCAACGUUUGAGCACUCGUUUCAUUGAAGCUGUACAGACCAUGCCAGUUGAUUCAAACGCAAACGAUACGAUUGCGUUUUUAAUUGAUAAAUUCAAUGAGAUUCGGAAUAGCGUAACUAGAACGGUAUCAGUAGAGGCAAAAUUGAAGAAGCAUUGCCCGUGGAUGACACUAGAACUGUGGAAGCUCAUCAAAAUGAAGGAGAAUAUGCUGAAAAACAGUAAACGCCGGCCGCAAGAUACACAUUUGAAGGAAAUGGUGAAUCACGUCUCUAAAAUACUCAAAAAUAAAAAGAGUCAAUGCAAGCGAGUCUAUUACCAAAAGCUGCUACAAAACAGCUCAGUGAAGCAGUCAUGGAAGGUUAUCAACAAUGUUCUUGGGCGUAACAAUGGCAACACUAGAGUGUGUUUGGAGAACACACACAGCGAUUUGGAAAUUAGCAACGCAUUCAACGACUUCUUCUGUACUGUUGGACACGAUUUGGCAUCAUCCAUCAACAGUGAUCGUAACAUAUCGCAAUUCAACACCCUAACAAAUCACAACUCAUCGAUAUUCUUGCGACCUUCAACCCAACAAGAAAUUAUUUUGUUGAUACGUAACCUGGACCCCAACAAAGCUCCUGGACCCGACAAUAUAGAUGCUUAUUUUGUGAAAAAGCAUCAUCACUUAUUUGCUAGCAUUCUGAGCAACGUAUUCAACGACAUGAUAACGUCUGGGCAGUAUCCAGAAAGCCUUAAAACUGCAAGGGUUGUGCCACUUCAUAAGUCGGGGGAUCGAAGAAGCGUCAAUAACUACAGACCGAUUUCUACCUUAUCGGUACUCAAUAAAAUUCUGGAAAAGCUAUUAUCUACUCGGAUUAUGGAUUUCCUGGAGUCAUCAAAAUUGAUCUAUACACACCAAUAUGGAUUUCGCCGAGGAUGCAGUACGUUUACAGCAGCUAGUGAACUGGUUGAUCAAAUAUAUGGAGCCAUCGACAAUAAACGCAUUUCAGGAGUUCUCU
Messenger RNA from Aedes albopictus (Asian tiger mosquito), 3473 nucleotides. RefSeq lists its product as uncharacterized. The record is from RefSeq and is a predicted model, not a curated record. The coding region runs from base 339 to 1403 and encodes 354 amino acids. NCBI's taxonomy places the organism in Eukaryota, Metazoa, Arthropoda, Insecta, Diptera, Culicidae. The transcript is spliced from 2 exons.